GAGAAGUUGGAGGAGAGAGUGAGAGACAGAGACGGAAAGACGGGGAGCUGGGGAUUGAGUGUUACCGUCGCUGUUGUCACAUAUUUAAUCACAGACUUCACUGCUCAUCUUUGGAUUGUUAAAUCACACCCGGGCGAGUUUCUCCCCCCUUUCCGUUUCUCUCCGUUUUGCACAUUUUGUUGACGCGCAGCCACAGGUUGGCCCGAUUUUAAUCCAGUCACCAGUGGAUUAUUCCUCCUCAUCAUCAUCUUCUCCCUGAAGCGGGAUAGAAAUGGGUACCGCCGAGAGAUACGCGAUGGUCGUUUUGGGGGAAACAAACUGAACAUUCAAAGUAAGGAGGGGGAGGGGGGAGACAUUCAUUCAUUCUGCGAAGAAGCGACGCGCAAAUUUUGUCUGUCUUUUGGUGAGACGAGGACCUGUGGAGGGGCUGAGAGGAGACGGAGCGGAAAAAAAGAUCAGGGGGAUGGCUCUGACAACAUGAGAAAGAAAAAGUGUGGUGGUCCUGUUUUUCAACCAGCCAGUGAUUGAACGCACCUAACCUGGGGGGCAAGGACCGUGGGAGAAGAGGUCGGAGGUAGUCAGGUGCUUGACCACAGCUCUGACUAUGGAGCCUCCCCCUUCUCUGAGCUUGGCUCUGCUAGGAGGGAGCGAGGAUGAGGACCAGCGCUUCCUCCUUCCUCUGGGCAGCAUAUCCCAUCCCUCCACGGCUGGCAACCAGCCAGGAUCGAACCACUCCAACCACACAGGAGCUUCAAGUAUCGAUCGCCUGAAUGGCAGCACCCCAUCGCCGUCCUCCGCCACGCCCAACUUGCCUCCGGCGCCCCUUCCUAAGUUACCUCUGUCCUCCUCUGGAGCCCAGCCUCUGCCUCCGCCCAUCCCCAAUGCCCUGCACCCCACCAGUACCCCACUUUCGUCCUGCCUGGGUUCCCAGCACAGCCUGAGUGGAGACAACUCCCCAGUCUACAAUGCCCUCUUUUACUCCUCCCACUCGCCCUCCAUGGAGCGGGACAGGGACAGAGAGCGUGACAGGGAGAGGGACAGGGGCAGCAAACACAGACAGGCCAGUCCACUUGUCCACCGCAGGGACAGUAACCCCUUCACGGAGAUUGCCAUGAGUUCCUGUAAGUACACAGGUGGGGUCAUGAAGCCCCUGAGCCGCCUCAGCGCCUCCAGGAGAAACCUCAUCGAAUCGGACAGCAGCAGCGAAACCAAAGAGGGUGGCGUUUCGGCUGUUGCCGGGGCAACGGCGACUGGCGGACAUGACAGACAGCGAGACGCCCCUCCCACUUACUCAGAGACCCAGUCAUCUACUCACCAACCCCCUAUCCAGAGCCCCCCAGAGAUUGUGAUCUCGUCCAAAGAAGACUCGCCGUACCCCAGACGAGGGUAUGACAUCACUGACUCCACGUCCAACCAAAUGUCCAUCUACCACCAGAACCACGCACUGGUGGAGAGUAGGCGGGGACAGUCCGAGCGGGGCAGCAGGCAGGGAGGGGUCGGGGCAACGGGCAGUGGGGCCAGGGGCAGCACCUCCAAGGCCCCAAAACGAAAGAACCAAAACAUUGGCUAUAAGUUGGGGCAUCGCAGGGCGCUGUUCGAGAAGAGGAAGAGGCUGAGCGACUACGCCCUCAUCUUCGGGAUGUUUGGCAUCGUGGUCAUGGUGAUUGAGACUGAGCUGUCAUGGGGAGUGUACAACAAGAGCUCCAUGUAUUCUCUGGCCCUGAAGUGUCUGAUCAGCCUCUCCACAGUCAUCCUGCUGGGCCUCAUCAUAGCCUACCACGCACGUGAGGUUCAGCUGUUCGUCAUAGACAACGGGGCGGACGACUGGCGCAUCGCCAUGACUAUGGAGAGGGUUCUGCUAAUAGCCCUGGAGCUGCUGGUGUCUGCCGUGCAUCCUGUGCCUGGGGACUUUAAGUUCCAGUGGCGGGCGCGGCUGGCCUUCUCGUAUGCGCCUUCGCAGGCCGAGGCAGACCUGGACAUGGUGCUGAGCGUGCCCAUGUUCCUGCGCCUCUACCUCAUCGCCAGAGUCAUGCUUCUGCACAGCAAGCUCUUCACCGACGCCUCCUCUAGGAGUAUAGGUGCCCUAAACAAGGUACAUUUUAACACGAGGUUUGUAAUGAAAACCCUCAUGACCAUCUGCCCCGGGACGGUGCUGCUGGUCUUCAGCAUCUCUCUGUGGAUCAUCGCUGCCUGGACUGUACGAGUGUGUGAGAGGUACCAUGAUGCUCAGGAUGUGACCAGUAACUUCCUGGGAGCGAUGUGGCUUAUCUCUAUCACUUUCCUUUCCAUCGGCUAUGGAGACAUGGUUCCUCACACCUACUGUGGCAAAGGAGUCUGUCUCCUCACAGGCAUCAUGGGUGCGGGAUGCACGGCUCUGGUGGUUGCUGUGGUAGCCAGGAAGCUGGAGCUGACCAAGGCUGAGAAACACGUGCACAACUUCAUGAUGGAUACACAGCUCACCAAGAGGAUAAAGAACGCAGCGGCUAAUGUGCUGAGGGAGACUUGGCUCAUCUACAAGCACACCAAGCUGAUGAAGAAGAUCGACCACUCCAGGGUCCGCAAACACCAGCGGAAGUUCCUGCAGGCCAUACAUCAAUUACGCAGCGUCAAAAUGGAGCAGAGGAAACUCAGUGAUCAGGCCAACACACUAGUGGACCUCUCCAAGAUGCAGAGCGUCAUGUACGAGCUCAUGUCAGAGCUCAACGACCGCAGCGAGGACUUGGAGCGACAGAUGCUGUCCCUGGAGCAGCGGGUGGAGCAGCUCACAGCGGGCUUCAACGCCCUGCCUGCACACCUCUCUGCAACCCUCAGCGCCCAGCACGCCGCCCUGGUUCACCUGCUCCGAGAGAGGGACGCACGGGACGGCAGAGUGGGAGGAACAGGAAGCGGCGGCGCUGUGGUUCCCCUGUCUCCAACUGCCUCCCUAACCACCGCACCGGUUCCUGCCUCCCCAGUUCAGGUUGCAGCUCCUCCAUCAACCCUAGCACAGAUUUCCAGUUUAUCCCUGGAGACCCCGCUGUCGCCCCCACCUGCGAGCCCAGAGGGGAGCCUGGAGGCUAGUCCCAAUCCCAAUACGUGCAGCUCAAGCUGCUGAAAACCGCUCCGAGGAGCAGACGGGGACAAAUGUGGACGCAAAACACGGGGAAGGAAAAGACGUGGAGGCUCUGAUAGUCCUCUCACAUCAGACUAAAGGAGAAAAAUGACGGCAGAGGAGAUACAUUUUUGGAGAUCCUCUGAAUAUUUUUGCUCCGAGAUAACAGGAUGAAGAGGAACAGUAAUGGGACUAAGACGGAGGGCCAGUUUGAGAAAUGAGACGCGUUCAGGACUUUUCUUGACGAUGGAAGGAAGAGAAAAAUGGAGACUCUUAAAGGUGUGAGGGGGAGGGAGGAUGUCACGAGGGUGAGAAAUGGAGGUAAAGAGAAUGGGGAGGUGGGGGAAGAGGGGGAGGGAUGUAGGGAAGAAAUAACCAAGAAUAAUUAUAUGAACUUCUUAAUGGAAUCCACUCCAAUUACGGCAAAGGGCCUUUUAUUCUCUCUAUCUCCUUCUCUGCCUUUUUUAUUUCUCUUCUCCGAAUUUCUCACUCCCUUCAUCAGGAAUAAUGACCAUGACUUUUUAUCUUUAUGAUGUAUUUUCUAUCUGAACGCUUAUCAUGUGUUAACAAGCAUCCCUUUAACAGAAGGUUCGAUCAAUACGACCACAAUAUAAAAAAAAAAAAUAGCAGAAUGCACCGCACACAUAUACACACAAUACAAGGUAACACAGCACAGACAGAUUUACACAAUGUCUCAUAAUGCACUACUAGCCCAUGAUAAUACUAAAGCCUAUACUGCCAAGCACUCAAUGCACUGUUUAUCUCCAUAGAUCACUGCCAAGCAAUGUAGACACGGCAAAAGAGAGAAAAAUGUUCACCGAAACCGAUUCAUCUCCUGUGGGUAUGAGAGCGUGCAGCAGGUUAGACUUACUACACGCACAGUCGUGGCUUUUAACUGCUUGGCUGGGAGAAUUGCGACCGGUCACUGAGCCGCUCGAAUUUACAGGCGAGGCUGAAGUGAACGGAUAGAGACGCUAGUCGUCAUGGAGUCUAUUUGUGAUGCUUGAGACAGUGGCAGAUGGUGAAAUGAGAUAAAAUAACUACAACAGGGCUUCAUCACCGCACUCACCGGAGUGCAUGGUGAGCGAGACACUUAGCGUUUAGGAGUAAUUGUAGGCUUGCCGUCCUAAAAUGAGACUGUUCACUCAUUUACUAUGUGGUGCACUAUAUAUAAAGUCUGCCAUGGUGCUGUGCUGUUUCAAAGGUUUUCCUAACACAAUAUUGACAUUUUUCCUCUCGACGAGCUUGCUCUGUUGGUAAAGGUUCCUCUGUUGUCGAGCUUAAGCCCCAUUAAUUUCUACGAACCGCUUUGUUAUUCACAGUUUGCCAAAGACAGUUUCUACUCAGAGUUUCCAAAACGUUAAACCAGAAGACUAAAACUUGAGUGCUGGUCAUUUUGCCCUCUUUGCCAUUUCAUAACUUUGCUGGUUUUGGUUGCUUUUGUACCUAAUGGGUACAAAUGGUGCCAUGUACCAGCACAUUUCAUACCCAUGUUUCAUGUUCACUUUAACAACAAGAAACCGAAAGCAAUUGUCCAAAUUUUCCUCACAGUCUGUCGCUUUGUCCUCUCCGUAGUGAACACAAGAUAGUGACUGAGUGAACAUUUGUAACACGAUUGUUUUUUGUAGACAAGCCACAGAAAAGAGAAGAUUAAUAAUGAGUUUUAACAAGUGCAUUAAUUUUUCUGAUUGUCGUUGGAAGAAGGAGCCAAAUCUUUAUCGAAUCAGAAUUUAAACCAGUUAUUUUUACGUGUAGUUGAUUUAUUUACUGGUGCCAGAUCUCGUUUUAAUAAUUUAGCUUCCAGUUCUUACGCCAACCAGGAAUUAUUACUUUAUUUUCCCAAACCAAAUGAGACACUGGAGUGCAUUUUGUUUAUUUUCUUCAUUUUUUUAUCAUCCAGAAAAACAUACCUAGAGUUAUCUAAAUGUUGCCUUUACAUUAAUAAUUGUGCUCACUUGUACCAAUGCAAAACUGAUUUAUCUAUAUAAUUCUUAGUUGGCAUCUUUAUAGUAAUUUUUGUGCAUGGCUCUGUCCAUGAUUGUCCAUUCUCUUUUUUUUUUCCGGUACCAAAACAGCUCACUUUUAUUAUGAAUGUAUUCUGUUAGAAGACAAAACACUGAGAAAUACAUCUUUGUUCGCUUGCUUUGUCAUUUAAACUGCCACGCAAACACACACACACACAUACACACACACACACACACACACAUGCAUAUAUUUAUAUAGAUAUCUCUAUAUAUCUAUAUAUAAAUGUUCACACAUACACACACCUUAACAACCAAAGUGCUCUCUCUUAAAUGGACUUCAAAGAGGCAGGAAAAGCUGCUUGUCACUUGGGACAAAAGAGGAACAGGCAGAAAUCCUGACACUAUUUCUGAGGGAAUAACUGUGAAAAAAAAAAUGGGAAUGGACUUGUUGAAGUGGACUGCUCUUGAGGGAGGAGGACUGUGGAUGAACAUAAGGGAUCACAAACAAACCUUACAAAGGAUCAAUGGCCAUGAAGGAACAUCUGUUAGUGAAGUUUAUAUCUGAGAGGGGAAUUAUGCUGGUAAGUCGGGAAGAAGAGACAAGCCUACCUUCGCUUUUGGAGAUAACACUGAAAACUAUCUUAUAGUGACAUGCUGUGGCCGGAAUACUGAAUUACACGCGCUUGGAAUAUUGUACAGUAUGCUCUUAACAAAUUCUAGCUUUCUAUUGCUUAGUCUUUUCUACCAUUAUGAUUAAAUACAGUUACAGCUGAUAUCUUACACUAUAAAACCAUAGUAUUCUUCUCAUUCGUCAUGACAGUUAUAAUAAAUGUACCAUCAAUACGUUAAAUAAUUAUGAACAAGGAAAGUGCCGUUUGAGGUUGAAAUUAUUUUGUAAUUUUAUUUUAUCAGAGAGAAUUAAUAAAGUAUAUAUCUAUAACA
Messenger RNA from Poecilia reticulata (guppy), 5997 nucleotides. RefSeq names its product potassium intermediate/small conductance calcium-activated channel, subfamily N, member 3 (gene kcnn3). NCBI's taxonomy places the organism in Eukaryota, Metazoa, Chordata, Actinopteri, Cyprinodontiformes, Poeciliidae. Gene Ontology annotation, cellular component: membrane. The record is from RefSeq and is a predicted model, not a curated record. Gene Ontology annotation, molecular function: small conductance calcium-activated potassium channel activity; calmodulin binding. Gene Ontology annotation, biological process: potassium ion transport.